Phlebotomus argentipes is the source of this 2362-nucleotide messenger RNA. It is a transcript of the gene TBC1D16, whose product is annotated as TBC1 domain family member 16. The transcript has 3 exons. NCBI's taxonomy places the organism in Eukaryota, Metazoa, Arthropoda, Insecta, Diptera, Psychodidae. Gene Ontology annotation, biological process: activation of GTPase activity. Gene Ontology annotation, cellular component: early endosome. The record is from RefSeq and is a predicted model, not a curated record. Bases 33 to 2255 code for a protein of 740 amino acids. Gene Ontology annotation, molecular function: GTPase activator activity.
UUGAUUUUCGCGCUGGGUCAGCGAGUGAAAAGAUGCCUCUGGUGAGUAUCCUGCGCAAGGCGUCGAGCUACGUGCUGGGCGGCGAGGAGGAGCAGCAGGAGGAGAGUGGCACAUCAUUGGAGGACAAUGAGAUCAUGUUCUGCAAGAACAACGUGUGUGUCCAUCCGCCCACGGUGGUGAGGAGCGAGUACGACGUUCUACACCAUCCGGGCUACUUGACGGUGGCCAGCAAGACGUUCAUCGAUCAGCACACGAACGCCAAGAGGCAUACACUGCUCCUCACCUGGAUUCCCAACUCCACGCUGCGGAAGUGCCCAGCCACCAUUGAGAAGGUCAGUCUGCGCGGGGAGAUUGAUGAGCAGGAGCUGUGCAGGGAGCUGAGUCAGAUGAGCGAGGUCUCGGUGACGAUCAACAGCAAGAAUCCCUUUGCCAGCGAUAUGAUGAGCGUCAGCAAUGGCUACACGUCUGACUACUCAGAGACGGUCAGCGUGAGCUCCAGCAGCGACAAGAUGGAGAGAGAUUCCGUGCUGGGCAGCGAGGAGAACGACAAGACAGAGCAGGACGUUGAUCCGGAGGUGGAGGAGUCGAAGAAGGAGUUGAUAAACGAGCUGCAACCACUUCUGGACGGCCCAGAACCUGUCCUGCCGAAGCCACCGCUUCAGCUCACCAGCGUGAACAUCACGAUAGCCAAUCCUCGGAUUGAGAAUGUGGACAUCUCGCCGACUGAUGGGCUGAUUGAGAAUCCCCAGCUAGCGGCCAGGUUCGCACGAUCUCUGAGCGAGGAGAGCAACAAUCCGCACUGGAUGACACCCGAGAUGCUCGCCUUCAGGCACAAUCUCGCCUUUCCCGAGACAUCGGCCACCAGUUCACCUGUCGUGCACCGCCGGACUCCGAUUGUCCUCAAGUGCCGCCGCUUUUCCGUGGAUCUCAGUCAGAUGCGCUCCUUGAGGCUCUUCUUCAGCGACACCGAGUGCACAUCCGGCCAGCUGGUGAUUGCGUCGCGGGAGUCGCAGUACAAGAUCCUACACUUUCAUCACGGCGGACUAGAUCACCUGGCACAGGUGCUCCACCAGUGGCACAGCGUGCUGCACAACAUUCGGUUGGCGCAGGAGGACCUCACCUGUCCCUACCGGCAGUUCAUGGUGUGCCGGCCCGAGGUGCGCAAGUCUGAGCUGCAUCCAGAGGAGGGCAACGUGAGCAAGAUCACCACUGACUACUUCUACGGAACACUGCUGAACAAGAAGGGCCAGAUUGAGGACGAUCUGCUACUGCGGAAGUGCGUUUUCUUCGGUGGGCUAGAGAAGAAGCUGCGCAAGACAGUGUGGCCGUUCCUGCUGCAGUGCCACUCCUUCUACUCCACCUUCGAGGACAGAGCCACGCUGGCCGAGAUUCGGCGGCAGGAGUACGAGGAGCUGACCAAGAGGCGCCUCUACUCCAUGUCGCCGGAGGAGCACGCCCACUUCUGGCGCACCGUGCAGUGCGUGAUUGAGAAGGACGUGGUGCGCACGGAUCGCGGGAAUCCCUUCUUCGCCGGCAACGACAAUCCCAAUAUUGAGAUCAUGAAGAACAUCCUGCUGAACUACGCCUUCUACAACCCGAACCUAUCACAGGCCAAUUUCAGGUACACGCAGGGCAUGAGCGACCUCCUUGCGCCCGUUCUGUGCGAGAUCAAGAACGAAUCCGAGACCUUCUGGUGCUUCGUGGGUCUCAUGCAACGAGCCGUCUUCGUCUGCCAGCCUCUGGACAAUGACAUCGAUAGGAAUCUGAGCUACCUGAGAGAGCUGAUCCGCAUCAUGAUCCCGCCAUUCCACGCGCAUCUGCAGAAGUUCGCCGACGCCACUGAGCUUCUGUUCUGCCACCGAUGGAUUCUGCUAUGCUUCAAGCGCGAGUUCACUGAGGCCGUGGCCAUCCGGAUGUGGGAGGCGUGCUGGUCAAAUUAUCUCACCGACUACUUUCACCUAUUCCUCUGUCUGGCCAUCAUCGCCGUGUACGCGGACGACGUGAUCGCCCAGGAUCUGCGCACGGACGAAAUGCUGCUCUACUUCAGCAGCCUCGCGAUGUACAUGGACGGACAACUGAUCCUGCGCAAGGCUCGCGGGCUGCUGCACCAGUUCAGGCAGCUGCCCAAAAUCCCCUGCACCCUGUCGACGCUGUGCAAGCGCUGCGGCCCCGGCAUGUGGGACUCUGGCCACCAUCCAGCCAUCGAGUGCAUCGGGCAUCUGGACAAUGAACACUGUGCUUUCGCUUUUGACUAAAACACCUGUGCGCCUCUUUAGCAGGUGUCGCAAGAGUUUACAAUGAUCAAACACGCAUUAAUGUCUAUUAUCUGUUGCUAUUUUCGAGACUCAAAUAAAUUAUUUCA